Molecule: messenger RNA, 3223 nt
Organism: Lytechinus variegatus (green sea urchin)
Lineage: Eukaryota; Metazoa; Echinodermata; Echinoidea; Temnopleuroida; Toxopneustidae
Product: zinc finger protein 852-like
Exons: 5
Coding region: 91-1992 (633 amino acids)
Biological process (GO): regulation of transcription by RNA polymerase II
Cellular component (GO): nucleus
Molecular function (GO): RNA polymerase II cis-regulatory region sequence-specific DNA binding; DNA-binding transcription activator activity, RNA polymerase II-specific
Source: RefSeq, a predicted model, not a curated record
GACGAGAACGCGUCAUUACGGCUAAGUUCAACCAGUAGAGUCUCUCCGUCCGUUGGCGUCCUUUUUUGUGAGUGUGAAGGAGAAUUCAUCAUGGGUCUUGGAGGCAGACGUUCAGAUACCAGCCGAAAGAAAAAGCAGACCAUCACAGUAAAGGCAUCAGAUGUCCCUAGGUUAAAGGUUGUGAAGUUGGAGGCCAAGUGCAAAAAUAAUAAUGAAGCAUUUAAAUGGAUGCUCAUAUUAGCUGAGAAGUAUUUAGGGGUUGAGAUUAAAACUGGAAAUGGUGGACCUAUCAUACCUUCCCUUGAUGAGGAUAAGAUUGCAGAUAUUAAGAUGAGUGAUGGUAAUGAGGACAUGACGAAAAUGGAAAGAGAGGAGACAGGUGAUAUUGUUAGCAAGGCAGCCCAAGCCAUCAGAGAGGACUUAGAGAAAGAAGGAUCUUGUAAUCCUGGCAUGAGUGAGCAGUUUGAGAUGGUUGAAAAUGAAAGCACUACUCCGUGCUUACCUGACAACAGUGGUCAAGAAGGCAUAGAAGUAUCUAACAUUUCAGGAGAGGACAUUGAAGUAAAGCCCCCAACUUUGACUAUGAGUCCUCGCCGCAGUGGAAGGGUCAGAGUUCGCCAGAGCAAAGAAGGCGGCUUUAAAUGCAGCAUAUGUCCAUUUCGGUACCCUACCAAGGAGGCUGUUAAAAUACAUGAAGCUACACAUCAAUCUAAGGUACAGGUGUGUGAAAAAUGUGACAAGGAGUUUGUAAAUAUAGAAGCACUGAAGGCCCACAUCCGCUUUGUCCAUGAUAAGAAGUAUGACUGCAGCGAAUGUGACAAGAAGUUUGGCACCAAAUACCUUUUGAUGCAGCACUUGCGGUCACACACCGGAGAGAAGCCUUUUCAAUGUGACACCUGCAACAAAGCUUUCACAACUUCUUCAUCGCUAAAGGCACAUCUUGAGAGUCAUAACAUUAAUCGCUCCUACCUGUGCCAUGAAUGUGGUGCUGCAUACAGACGUAGGGACUGCUUGAAGCAACAUAUACUGCGAUGCCACAAGACAGAUCAUGAAUUCCAGUGCGAGUUGUGUGGAAAGAGCUACAAGUACCGUGAGUCACUGAAAAACCACUUAGAGCACCAUAAGAAUGUUGAUGAAGGAAAGUGCCCUUAUCAGUGCCACCUGUGCGGGAAAGGGUUCACAGUGGCUGCUACGCUGCAGCGUCACAUGCAAACACAUAGAUCAGUUUUCCGGUGUCAUACAUGUGACCGUGAGUUCAGCCAUCGUCAUCACCUUAAGCGUCAUUUGAUUGUUCACACGGGAGAGAGACCCUUCAUUUGCCCUCAUUGUGACAGGACUUUUGGGCUUCGGUCAACGCUUCUCACCCAUUUACGACUUCAUACUGGUGAGAAACCUUACAAAUGCAAGCUGUGUCCUAUUGCUUUCCGACGCAACUACAGCUUGAAGAAUCACAUGAAGAAGGCCCAUGCCAUCGAAGUGCCUAAACGUGGUCCAGGUUCCUUACCCCUCAAGGUCAGUAACCAAGAUAAUGUGCCUCCAGAAGUCCUGAUGCAACUGCAGUUGCAAGAGGAAGAAGCAAAUGCACAGAUCAGGGGUGAGAAAGGUAUGUUGCCAGGAGCAGUUCCCAUUGAGCUCACCGUUCAUCAGAUUGAUUAUGACGGCCAGGUGGAGCCAAAUGUUGCCUACACCACCUCUGCAGAGGAAUCGGUCGUUGCGAGUGAGCUCAUUGACAAUGCAGACAGCCAACAGGCUGUGAUGACUCUAGCAAACAUGUCACACCAGUUGAUAAAUGUGCAACAGAUGGAGGAGUUGCAGCAACAAGUUCAGCAUCAGCUACAAGAAGCUGAAGGGGUUCAGCAACAUGUACAAGAGGUUCACAUACAACAGCUUGAAGAUGGUACACAGACUGUUGAAUAUGUCACAUUUCCUGUGAACUUCACCACUAUCCCUACCUCAGAAUCUGAACUAAAGGAUGGGCAACUCAUCCAAUAAAUUUGUCUCUCAAUACAAGUGCAUUUCAUUCUUUCAAUGUACUGUCAAAGGAGAAGUCAGACCUUGAUUUAAUUGGUUUUCAAAAGCAUAGAAAAUUGAGAAUCUUGUCAAUAAGGGUUUGAUGAAAUUUAUCAAAGGAUGAUCAAAUUCAGAUUUAUUUUUAGUCAAAGCUUCUAUUUUCUCUCUCUCUCUCUAAAUAAGAUCCUCUCUUAAUAUUGACUUUACCUGUCUGACAUAUUUGAGACCUUGUUUAAUACAAACAUGUACACACAAAUAGUAUUUUGAUGCACUUUGUCAGACUUUCAUUCUUUCCCGCUUUGAUUACAACCAAUUUUCAAAUCAUGGGGACAGCAUCAGAGCGAGAAUGAGUUUGCAGGCACAAAAAAUGGUUUGCUGAAACAUGCUAUAUUAGCCUGAAUUUUUAGACCGCCAUACUUGGGAUAGCUUUCUUGGCACAGGGUUGUUUGCAACAAAAUGCCACAUACAUUUUGAAACUAAAUUUGCAGUAUUUCAAUGCAGCCCCCAUGGUUUUGGACUCUACAACAGUUCAGUUAGAUUCUGGUAUAAAUCUGCCUCAGGGACACUGACUUUGUUUAGCCAGAGGGGUUUCCUUAUUUAAACAAAAAAUAUAUAGAUUUAGUUGUAAAGUUAAUAUUCUUAUUGAUACUUUUCUACUGGUAGUAGCAUGUCAAAAGUCUGUACUGAGUUUUUUAGCUGGAAUCCAACUAUGAAGGUGCUGUGCAUCUUUAAAUAGCGGCUUUUCCUGCAUUCUUUGUUAUUUUGUCCAUGAUAAAGCAUGAGAAUUGGUAGUGAAAUGCUGCUUGCGAGAUUCCUGCGGGAAAGAUGCAGCUCAGACAAUUGGCAAGUGCCUUAGAAAAUUGGUAAAAAGGUAGAUUGAGCUAUUCUUAUUUCUCCUAAGUGACGGUUGUGACAUUAAGAAUCCUACAGUCAAGAGAUGGAUCAAGGUCUAGUCCAUGUACAUGUAUUUUCACUCUAAAUUCAAUAUACAUGUAGGUGUGGCGAUAUUCUUUCUAAACCAGAAUUCAAGACCUCAUUUGAGCUAUUUUAGGUACUUUUUCAGCCUGCUCCUGCUCAAAAUAGUUACAAAUUGGAAUAAAAAACAUGUCUAUUUUCUGUAUUUUACAUGUACUGUAAGACCUACAUGUACACUUUAUUGAAUCAACUACAAUAAAAGACAGCAAAAUAAGGGGACCAAUUAAUUUUAGGUUUA